Messenger RNA from Symsagittifera roscoffensis, 2407 nucleotides. RefSeq names its product neuropeptide receptor npr-1-like. The transcript has a single exon. The record is from RefSeq and is a predicted model, not a curated record. Gene Ontology annotation, biological process: neuropeptide signaling pathway. Lineage: Eukaryota; Metazoa; Xenacoelomorpha; Acoela; Convolutidae. The coding region runs from base 471 to 1676 and encodes 401 amino acids. Gene Ontology annotation, molecular function: neuropeptide receptor activity. Gene Ontology annotation, cellular component: plasma membrane.
AGUAAUUACUUUUUAUACCAAUUCGCAAUUCGAAGCUACCUUUUUUCAGUUAUUUCAAGUUCUAAAUCAAAAAUCAGGCUAUAUCUCAAUCAUUCAUACCGAAAAUUUAUAGAAGAAAAAAAACUAAAGCAACCGCUCUUAGUUGAACAACUUAGUCAAAUUGACUCAAACUUUUCACGGCGAACAAGUUGACGACACAUGUGAUUCAAUUGGCAAAUAACUUACAUUCUCCCACUUACUGUUCACUUUACAGGUCAUGGUCAUAACUUUUUGUGCUUGAUUUACAAACCUUUUCAACUUCACCAUUUCAAAAAAAUGAUCUGACCGAAACAUAUUUUUUAUAGCUUCAAAAGCACUAUUAUCUUUGAAGUUAUAUAACUCAAGUUUUCAAUUCUAAUUCGUGCUUUCUUUUCAGUUUACCUGAGAUUUGACGCUGCUAGUUUCGAAUAAGUUGAUUAAAUUUUUCGAGAAUGUCUUGUCCAAUUCCUGAUCACUCCAACUCCUCAGAUUACGAUUAUCUUGACAGAGGGUCUUCAAAUGCUUCCAAUUUCACAACUUUUAGUGAUAUUGACUUUUCCUCUCUUGAUAAAAUUGACCCUUCGGCUAUUCUGUUACCCCUUCAAUGGACAAUUGCUUGCAUCGGAAUAAUCGGCAACAUUCUUGUCGUCAUCAUUUACAAAGGCCGACGAGAAAAAUCACCAAGUGAAGUUUUCAUCGUUACAAUGGCUGUUCUAGACACACUUAUGUGUCUGUUUUCUAUAUUUUUUACUGGCUCUAAAGAUUAUCUUUUCCCUAAGAAUUGCUUCUGGUUUUGCUCGGCGGGGAAUUUCGCGUUUGAUACCGUGAACACUGCUUCGGCCGUUCUCACACUAAUCGUGUGUAUCAAUCGGUACUUCGCAGUUUGCAACCCCCACUCGUAUAGAACUGUUUUUGCUGACGAAAAAACGGUGCUAAUUCUGCUGUUUUGCAUCCUCGUGUCAGUUCUCAACUGUCCUUUGGGACUACUUAUGUGUGUCAAGUUUCGAUCCGGCGACAUGCUGCCCUGUCCGUGUAACGAAGUCAUCUACGACACUCCAGAUAUCGAUAUAUUGAAGCUACUCUGGGUUCUAAUUCGCACUCUAAUGCUGCUGGUUAACGCUGCUACCAUGAUAUACGUGUAUCCUAAGAUUUUCUGCAGCAUGAAAGAACGUUCUAGAAGGAUGCGCAAGCUGACGUCAUUUCCGGCGAUGACAUCAGGGGCUGUGAAAUUCUACAACAACGCAGCUGACAAGGAAAAAAUGACAGCUGUCGUUUCAAUUUGUGUUUUGACCCAGGGAUGCAGUUCGGGGACGGACAAGGGCGAAAAAGUGAAGUCAUCAAAAGAUCUAGGGGCGACUCCUAAACAAAGCAUCAGAGUUCAUCGAGACGGAAAGUUGACCACGACCCUGGUAACUGUGACCAUCGCUUACGUCACACUUAUGACACCUGACAUAAUCGUUCAUGUGAUUGACACUUUUGCCCUGCUCGAUAAUGGACAAUUCGACUUGAUCAGAACUAUAACUCAGACCCUGUAUCUGCUCAACUUCGUGAUCAACCCUUUCAUUCAUUUCUGGGUCAACAGCUACUUCAAAAGUGAAGUGCAAAGAAGGUUCUUUGGCUGCAAAGGUCAUAACUUGUGCAGCUCAAAUACAUUCUAGAACAUUCUAAAACAUUCUGAAACUUCGUGAUCAACCCUUAUUCAUUCAAUUUUGGGUGAGCAGCUACUUCAAAAGUGAAGUCCGAAGAAGGUUCUUUGGCUAAAAAGGUCAUAACGUGUGCAGCUCAAAAACAUUCCAGAACAUUCUGAACAUUCCGAACAUUCUAAUUAACUACCGAUAAAACAACCGUCAAAAUUGAAAAACAAUGCUAACAAAUUAUCAUUUUGUGCUAUAUGUCCAUUCUUACCAUAAAAUAAAAUGUUUUGUCAAAAAAUUAUACUAAAACAAAAUGACUGUAAUUAAUUAGUUUAUUUGAUUUGAGUUACGUGGGUAUUCAAUACACAGGGUUUAUUACUGAAUGAAUAAACAGCAAUAAAAGUGCAUUGUUGGUGAGGUUUAUUUUGUAAUAAAUUGUACUACAGAAUGUCAUAUCUUUGAUAAGUCAGCUCAAAAGGAUCUUGUUAACUAUUUUUUCCUCUAUGGUGCAUUUUAACGAACGAAUGUUGCAUUUUUCUCCCUACCAAGAAUUGAAAAUUAAGCAUAUACGAUUUUUGUACCUUGUAAGGAAACCCCUAUUCCCUAACAAGAUCCGCAGAAAGUCCCAGAACAAUCAUUUGAGAGCCAUAAUUUAGUCAUACAAAUUAAAUUGAAUUAGUAUCAUGAUUAAAUAAAAUGUUUUGUGUCAUCUAGAUUUCAAGAAGUUACUUCAGUGUUUCUUGUUUGAUGUUAUU